Messenger RNA from Aspergillus melleus, 801 nucleotides. RefSeq names its product ankyrin repeat domain-containing protein. The record is from RefSeq and is a predicted model, not a curated record. The coding region runs from base 1 to 801 and encodes 266 amino acids. NCBI's taxonomy places the organism in Eukaryota, Fungi, Ascomycota, Eurotiomycetes, Eurotiales, Aspergillaceae. Gene Ontology annotation, molecular function: protein binding. The transcript has a single exon.
AUGACCCCUGCACUGCCAGACCCACUGCCCACCCCUGACUUCUCUACGCUGUUCGACGGGUCUACGGUCGACCUGGACCUUCAGUAUCUGGAUACAAAUAGCUCGCUACCCACGACCGCCUCCAGCAGUACCCUGCACACCCCGUCAGGAUCAACCACCAGUCUCAGCCUACCCAGCACGAUAGGACUUCCAACUCCAAAUUUCGUGUCUCCCAAUGAUCUAGACAUCAUAAUGUCACCCAGCGACAGCUAUCUGCACGGAAUAUCUAGAGUCGGAUCCGACGAUCACGAGCAAACGCAAAGAAAUGAGCACCAAGACCUCUCCCUACUCCCCAGCUUCAGCCUCCACUUAACCGGUAAAGAGCGCCACGACAAUGACACAAACGGCUGGCUAAGCACACUCCAUCUGGCCGUGCAAAAAGGCCACGACAGCAUCAUCCGCGUUCUCUUGGAGCGGAACAUGGACUGCAACGAUCCAGACAGCGACGGACUGACGCCACUCAUGCAUGCUACGAUCCAGGGCCACGAGCGGGCCGUGGCGCUUCUACUCUCCCACGGGGCCUGUGCGGGCAAGGUAGACCAUCUCCAGCGCUCGGUGCUCCACUGGGCAGUUCUGCAUCGUCGGGACGCUCUGCUCAAGAUCAUGCUGGAUCGAUGUUCGGGCGAAUGGCGGCUCAUCGACGGGUAUGAUGGGGCGGGGAGGACGCCGCUGCAUGUGGCAGUGGAAAUUGGGUUCGAUGCGGGUGUCGAGAUGUUGCUUCAAUUUGGGGCGAAUUUGCAUCAUCGAGUGAGGAAGACAUGA